Molecule: messenger RNA, 1098 nt
Organism: Penicillium canariense
Lineage: Eukaryota; Fungi; Ascomycota; Eurotiomycetes; Eurotiales; Aspergillaceae
Gene: sonA
Product: putative nuclear pore complex protein (SonA)
Exons: 2
Coding region: 1-1098 (365 amino acids)
Biological process (GO): RNA export from nucleus; transcription-dependent tethering of RNA polymerase II gene DNA at nuclear periphery
Cellular component (GO): nuclear pore
Molecular function (GO): RNA binding; ubiquitin binding
Source: RefSeq, a predicted model, not a curated record
AUGUCCCUCUUCGGCAGCGUUGCCGGCGCGGCCUCCACGUCCGCAGGCCAGACCAACACUACGGGCGACAUCUCCAAGGACGUCGCGCUCAACCAACCCCCAGAGGAUGGCAUCUCAGAUCUCCGUUUCUCGCCCGCUAGUGAGCAUCUGGCUGUCGCGUCGUGGGACAAGAAGGUCCGCAUCUACGAGAUCAACGAGCAGGGUCAGAGUGAAGGGAAGGCGCUCUUCGAACAUGAAGGCCCUGUGCUGAGCUGCUGCUGGUCUCCGGACGGAUCCAAGGUUGUCGGUGCUGGUGCCGACAAAGCUGCUCGCCUGCUGGACCUCGGAUCAGGCGGCUCGGCUGCCACGCAGGUUGCUGCACACGACGCCCCGAUCCGAAGCUGCCAUAUGAUCCCCAAUCCCUCCGUGGGUGGCUCCCCGCUCCUCAUCACGGGCUCGUGGGACAAGACCGUCAAGUACUGGGACCUGCGGCAACAGAACCCAAUCGCGUCGAUCGAGUGCCAGGAGCGUGUGUACUCAAUGGACGUGAAGAACAAGCUCCUGGUCAUCGGCACUGCGGACCGCUACAUCAACGUCGUGAACCUCGACACCCCGACCAAAUUUUACAAGACCAUGCAAUCCCCCCUCAAGUGGCAGACGCGGGUAGUCAGCUGCUUCGCCGACGCCUCGGGCUUUGCCGUCGGCAGUAUCGAAGGCCGCUGCGCCAUCCAGUACGUCGAGGACAAGGACUCCGCUUCCAACUUCUCCUUCAAGUGCCACCGCGAAACUCCCCCAGCCAACCGCGACAUCUGCAACAUCUACUCCGUCAACUCUAUCUGCUUCCAUCCCGUCCACGGCACCUUCAGCACUGCCGGUAGCGACGGCACUUUCCACUUCUGGGACAAGGACGCCAAGCACCGCCUGAAGGGCUAUCCAGCCGUCGGCGGACCCAUCUCUAGCACCGCCUUCAACCGCAACGGAAACAUCUUCGCCUACGCUGUCAGCUACGACUGGAGCAAGGGCUACUCUGCCAACACCCAGCAGUCCCCCAACAAGGUCAUGCUACACCCCGUGGGGCCUGAUGAGUGCAAGCCCCGACCUGGUCCUCGCAAGCGAUGA